Lycium ferocissimum is the source of this 1111-nucleotide messenger RNA. RefSeq names its product WUSCHEL-related homeobox 1. Gene Ontology annotation, molecular function: DNA binding; DNA-binding transcription factor activity. The transcript has 3 exons. The record is from RefSeq and is a predicted model, not a curated record. Lineage: Eukaryota; Viridiplantae; Streptophyta; Magnoliopsida; Solanales; Solanaceae. The annotation marks the transcript as partial. Gene Ontology annotation, biological process: plant organ development.
CAAUUAGUUGUGAGCUCACGUUGGAAUCCAACUCCAGAACAACUGCAAACCCUUGAGGAGUUGUAUCGACGUGGCACUAGAACUCCUUCAGCUGAACAGAUUCAACACAUAACGGCACAACUUCGACGUUAUGGGAAAAUUGAAGGCAAGAAUGUCUUUUACUGGUUUCAAAAUCACAAGGCUAGGGAACGCCAAAAGCGACGCCGUCAACUUGAAUCCGCUGCUAAUGCUGGUGGUGGUGGCGAUGAUCAGUCUCAUAGUAAUUGUAACGCUGAAAACCCCGAAAGGAAAGAAUCAGGAGCAAAUAGAACAGUUUUUGAAAUUGAACAGACCAAGCACUGGCCUUCCCCAACAACCUGCAGUACUCUUUCAGAGAAAACUGUAGCAACAACAAAGGCAGGAGUGGCAGAAUGUAGAGGAGCAGAAAGAUGGAUACCAUUCGAUGAAGGAGAACAAAGAAGGACCCUAUUAACAGAAAGCAAUGCCCCGUGGCAGAUGAUGCAUUUAUCUUGUUCACCCCCCACCAACACCAACACCACCCAUCUCAUGAAUGACAAUUCUACAACAAUUAGUAGUAAUACUAUUACUACUAAUAUUCCGUUAAUAAGCAGCUGUCCAUCAACACCAAGAACAAUGGAUCAUCAUCAGCCAAAGCGACUCCUAAAAGCCAAAGAUCAUCUUAACAUCUUUAUAGCACCUUUCGGAGUGGAUGAUCAUAAGCACGAAAAUAUCGAAAACAUUCUUGGAGAUGAAGUCCAUGGUGAAUCACAGACACUAGAACUGUUUCCUCUCCGCAGCAGCAACGACAACAGCAACGAAAAUAAUUUUUCAGAGAAGGACGAAAUAGAGGCCGCUGCAAAUUCUAACAACAACUUUAGCGGUACUAAUUACCAGUUUUUUGAGUUCCUUCCACUCAAGAACUAAGGAAUUAGUUAUGGUUGUUUGGCUAUUUAUGUAACUUAAAAUUAAUGAUGGGAUUUUUUCCCUAUUAGUAAUUAAUGAUGUGGUUAAUUCAAUAAUGUAUCGUUUCGCGAAAUGAGAGAUUAACUUAAAAUGCAUUUGGACCAUGUUAUUUGCAUCCAUGAAAUCAAUGUUUUACUCCCUCGGUUCA